ACCUCCGUCUGACCUCCGUCUGGAGCUUCCUCUGGUCCUCCGUCCUCCGUGUCCGUCCUCGGACCCUGGUCCCCCAGGAAGAUGAUGCUCAGCGUGGCCCUGAUCUGGGGGGUUCUGGUCGGGUUCUGCUGUCUACUCUGGUUGGCGCUGGGAAUCAGACACAGGCGUCCCAACGAGCCGGCCGUGGAGAACGGCUUCAUCCCGUUCCUGGGCUGUGCGCUGCAGUUCGGGUCCAACCCUCUGCAGUUCCUGCUCAGCCGGCAGAAGAAGCAUGGCCACAUCUUCACCUGCAAGAUCGCCGGCCAGUUCAUCCACUUCCUGUGCGACCCGUUCUCCUACCACUCGGUGAUCCGGCAAGGCCGGCACCUGGACUGGAGGAAGUUCCACUUCGCCACGUCCGUCAAGGCGUUUGGCCAUGACAGCUUCGACCCGCGACACGGUCACACCACGGAGAACCUGCACCAGACCUUCCUGAAGACGCUGCAGGGCGACGCGCUGCCGUCCCUCAUCGAGACAAUGAUGGGACACCUGCAGGACGUCCUGCUCAAGUCCGACACGCUUAGUCCUAGCAAGGAACGCUGGCAGGUGGACGGCAUCUUCGCCUUCUGCUACAAGGUGAUGUUUGAGUCGGGCUACCUGACUCUGUUCGGGAAGGAGCUGGGCGAGGACCAGACAGCAGCUCGCCAGGAGGCCCAGAAGGCCCUGGUCCUCAACGCUCUGGAGAACUUCAAGGAGUUUGAUAAGAUCUUCCCGGCGCUGGUGGCCGGGCUGCCCAUCCACGUCUUCCAGAGCGCCUACUCGGCCCGGGAGAACCUGGCGAGGACGAUGCACGCCGACGUCCUGUCCAAGAGGACCAACAUGUCGGACCUGAUCUCCAUGAGGAUGAUCCUCAACGACUCCCUGUCGACCUUCAACGACCUCAGCAAGGCCCGGACCCACGUGGCUCUGCUGUGGGCGUCGCAGGCCAACACGCUGCCGGCCACAUUCUGGAGCCUGUUCUACAUGAUCAGGAGUCCAGACGCCAUGAAAGCAGCUUCUCACGAGGUCCAGAAGGUUCUGCAGGACUCCGGCUUGACCGUCGACCCCAGCGAGCCCAACCUGAACCUGAGCCGGGAGCAGCUGGACAACAUGCCGGUCCUCGACAGCAUCAUCAAGGAAGCCAUGCGUCUCUCCAGCGCCUCCAUGAACGUUCGCGUUGCCAAGGAGAACUUCCUGCUCCACCUGGACAACCAGGAGGCGUAUCACAUCAGGAAGGACGACGUGAUCGCGCUGUACCCGCCCAUGCUGCACUACGACCCCCAGAUCUACGAGGAUCCAUACGAGUUCAAGUUUGACCGGUUCCUGGACGAGCAGAACCAGGAGAAGACCACGUUCUACCGCGGCGGCCGGCGGCUACGCUACUACUUCCUGCCGUUCGGCUCCGGCGUCACCAAGUGUCCCGGCCGGUUCUUCGCCCUGUACGAGAUCAAGCAGUUCCUGUCCCUGGUCCUGGCCUACUUCCACCUGGAACUGCUGGACCCGGCCUCCAGGGUCCCCCCUCUGGACCAGUCCCGGGCCGGCCUGGGGAUCCUGCAGCCCAGCUAUGACGUGGACUUCAGGUACCGGCUGAAGACCGGGUCCUAGACCGGGUCCUGGACCGGGACCGGGUCC
This is a messenger RNA of Cololabis saira (Pacific saury), 1650 nucleotides long. It is a transcript of the gene cyp7a1, whose product is annotated as cytochrome P450 7A1. The transcript is spliced from 8 exons. Gene Ontology annotation, molecular function: oxidoreductase activity, acting on paired donors, with incorporation or reduction of molecular oxygen; steroid hydroxylase activity; heme binding. The record is from RefSeq and is a predicted model, not a curated record. Gene Ontology annotation, biological process: cholesterol homeostasis; bile acid biosynthetic process. The coding region runs from base 82 to 1623 and encodes 513 amino acids. NCBI's taxonomy places the organism in Eukaryota, Metazoa, Chordata, Actinopteri, Beloniformes, Belonidae.